Messenger RNA from Drosophila obscura, 1252 nucleotides. It is a transcript of the gene Gr68a, whose product is annotated as gustatory receptor 68a. Gene Ontology annotation, biological process: sensory perception of taste. The transcript has a single exon. NCBI's taxonomy places the organism in Eukaryota, Metazoa, Arthropoda, Insecta, Diptera, Drosophilidae. The record is from RefSeq and is a predicted model, not a curated record. Gene Ontology annotation, cellular component: axon; membrane; dendrite. The coding region runs from base 65 to 1252 and encodes 395 amino acids.
UGAGUCCGGGGACACACAUAUUUUGUGUAGUGCUCGGCGGUGAAGCAACAGACGUGCGGACAGAAUGAAAAUCCUGCAGGACAUCAGGGCGAUGGUCUUACCCACUCAAGUGUGCGCUCUGCUGCCCUUCUUCGGUGGGGAGAAUGAGGAGAACUUUCGAUUGGGCAGAUGGGGCCGUUGGUAUGGCCGCCUGAUCGCUGCCCUGCUGCUGGUCAGCUCCGGGCUGCUGUGCCAGGAUGUGCUGUUCGCGUCGCAGGAGUACAAGUUGGUGGGCAGCUCGCUGGGCGACACGGAGGAGAUCAAUCGCACCAUCGAGACGCUCUUCUGCAUCUGCAGCUACACGAUGAUGGUGCUCUCCAGCGUGCACAACGCGACCAAGCACUGGAGCACCCUGCGGGACAUAGCGCGGAUCGACGAGUAUCUGGAGGUGAACGGCUUCAGGGAGAGCUACAGCUGUCGCCUGCUGGGUGCCCUGGUGGCUGUCAGCUCGACGAGCGUGGUGCUGGUGGCCUUCUAUUACGUGCACUUUCUGAGCGGCAUCGGGGCCAGGCGGCAGUGUGUCCUCAUGCUGGUCUACAGCCUGCAGAUGCUCUACUCGGGUGUGUUCGCCGUCUACCUGCGCACCAUCCUCAAGAAUCUGGCCCUGCGCAUCGAGUUCCUCAACCGGCGGCUGGACGAGUUCACGCGGCAGGAGAGGAGCAGAGAACGGACCGACCGCGAGAACUGGCGGGAGCUGAGCAAUCUGAUUGAGGUGCUCUGCAAAUUCCGCUACAUCACGGAGAACAUGAACUCCGUGGCCGGAGUGGGUCUGCUCUUCUACUUUGGCUUCUCCUUCUACACGGUCACCAAUCAGAGCUACCUGGCCUUCUCCACGCUGACCGCCAGGUCGUCAUCAUCCGACGAACAGUCGGCGGACAUUGUCGACACCAUGGGCCUGUCCUGUGCCUGGGUUCUGGCCGAGACUGUCACCAUGGCCGUCAUAUGCAGCUCCUGCGAUUGUCUGGCCUCGGAGGCCAAUACCACGUCCCAGAUCCUGGCCCGCGUCUAUGGCAAGAGCAAGGAGUUCCAGAACAUUAUCGACAAGUUCCUCACCAAAAGCAUCAAGCAGGAGGUUCAGUUUACCGCCUACGGCUUCUUCUCCAUUGACAACUCGACGCUUUUCAAAAUCUUCUCGGCCGUCACAACAUAUCUCGUCAUUUUGAUACAGUUCAAGCAGCUGGAGGACUCCAAAGUGGAGGAGGUGGGACUGUGA